CCCUGGGCGACCAUCUGGGGGCAGUGGGCACUCCUGUCAGAGCGGCUGGAGCCGGACCAUCGCCCCAAGGAGCUGGGGCAGGGGGCCGUGCCCGAUCUCUGGGGCCACUGCUGACCUGGCUGGAUGCAUCGGGCAGUGGACCCUGCAGGGGCCCGCGCUGCACGGGAAGCCUUUGCCCUUGGGGGCUUGAGCUGUGCUGGGGCCUGGAGCUCCUGCCCGCCCCAUCCCCCUCCUCGGAGCGCAUGGCUGCCUGGAGGCAGGUGCUCUGCCAGCAUCGGGCAGCCCCCACUCCCUGCUCCCCUACCUCCUUCACACGGCAGUAGCUCUGGCCACCCCAACAAACCGUAUUAUGCUCCAGGGACACCCACCCCAAGACCCCUCCAUGGGAAGCUGGAAUCCCUGCAUGGCUGUGUGCAGGCAUUGCUCCGGGAGCCGGCCCAGCCGGGGCUGUGGGAGCAGCUUGGGCAGCUGUACGAGUCAGAGCACGACAGUGAGGAGGCUGUACGCUGCUACCACAGCGCCCUUCGAUACGGAGGAAGCUUGGCUGAGCUGGGGCCCCGCGUCGGCCGACUACAGCAGGCCCAGCUUUGGAACUUUCAUGCCGCCUCCUGCCAGCACCGACCCAAGGUUCUGCCUCCCCUGGAGCAAGUGUGGAACUUGUUGCACCUUGAGCACAAACGGAACUAUGGGGCCAAGCGGGGGGGUCCCCCGGUGAAGCGAGCCGCCGAACCCCCGGUGGUGCAGCCUAUGCCUCCUGCAGCACUCUCAGGCCCCUCGGGGGAGGAGGGCCUCAGCCCUGGAGGCAAACGCAGGAGAGGCUGCAACUCUGAGCAGACUGGCCUUCCCCCAGGGCUGCCGCUGCCUCCGCCACCAUUACCCCCAGCCCCACCCCCGCCUGGCCUAGCCACCAGCCCUCCAUUCCAGCUGACCAAGCCAGGGCUGUGGAGUACCCCGCAUGGAGAUGCAUGGGGCCCCGAGCGCAAGGGUUCAGCACCCCCAGAGCGCCAGGAGCAGCGGCACUCGCUGCCUCACCCAUAUCCAUACCCAGCUCCGGCCUACCCUGUGCACCCCCCCGGCCACCGGCUGGUCCCGGCUGCACCCCCAGGCCCCCGCCCCCCAGGAGCAGAGAGCCAUGGCUGCCCGGCUGCCACCCGUCCCCCUGGAAGUGACCUUAGAGAGAGCAGAGUUCAGAGGUCGCGGAUGGACUCCAGCGUUUCACCAGCAGCAACCACCGCCUGCGUGCCUUACGCCCCUUCCCGGCCCCCUGGCCCCCCCGGCACCACCACCAGCAGCAGUAGCAGCAGGAGCAACCCUGGUCUCCGGGGCGUGGAGCCGAGCCCAGGCAUUCCCGGUGCUGACCAUUACCAAACUCCCGCGCUGGAGGUCUCCUCUCACCCAGGCCGCCUUGGGCCCUCAGCACACAGUAGUCGGAAACCAUUCCUGGCGGCUCCCGCUGCCACUCCCCACCUGUCCCUGCCACCCGGCCCCUCCUCACCUCCUCCUCCCCCUUGUCCCCGCCUCUUACGCCCUCCACCCCCCCCUGCCUGGCUGAAGGGCCCAGCCUGCCGAGCAGCCCGUGAGGAUGGAGAGAUCUUAGACGAGCUCUUCUUCGGGGCUGAGGGACGCCCCCGCCCUCCCCCGCCACCCCUCCCCCACCGCGAGGGCUUCUUGGGACCUCCGGCCCCCCGCUUUUCUGUGGGCACUCAGGAUUCGCACACCCCUCCCGCUCCCCCAACCACCAGCAGCAGCAACAGUGGCAGCCACAGCAGCAGCCCUACUGGGCCUGUGUCCUUCCCUACACCUUCCUAUUUGGCCAGAAGUAUGGACCCCCUUCCCCGCCCCCCCAGCCCAACACUGAGCCCCCAGGACCCACCUCUUGCACCCCUGACUCUUGCCCUGCCUCCAGCCCCUCCCUCCUCUUGCCACCAGAAUACCUCAGGAAGCUUCAGGCACCCGGAGAGCCCUCGGCCCAGGGUCUCCUUCCCAAAGACCCCCGAGGGGGGGCCGGGGCCAUCCCCAGGCCCCCUGAAUAAAGCCCCCCAGCCUGUGCCGCCCAGGGUUGGGGAGCUGCCUGCCCGAGGCCCUCGACUCUUUGACUUCCCCCCUACCCCACUGGAGGACCAGUUUGAGGAGCCAGCUGAAUUCAAGAUCCUACCUGAUGGGCUGGCCAACAUCAUGAAGAUGCUGGAUGAAUCCAUUCGCAAGGAGGAGGAGCAGCAACGACAUGAGGCAGGCGUGGUCCCCCCGCCUCCUCUGAAGGAGCCCUUUACAUCUCUGCAGCCUCCAUUCCCCACUGACACAGCCCCAGCCACCACUGCUGCCACCGCCGCCACCACCCCGGCCACCCAGGAAGAGGAGAAGAAGCCACCACCAGCCCUGCCACCACCGCCGCCUCUAGCCAAGUUCCCGCCACCACCCCAGCCACCGCCAACUGCGCGAGCCCCACCAGCCAGCCCGGCCAACCUGCUCAAGUCUUUGGCUUCCGUGCUGGAAGGACAAAAGUACUGUUACCGGGGGACUGGAGCAGCUGUUCCCACCCGGCCUGGGCCCUUGCCCACCACUCAGUAUUCCCCCGGUUCCUCUUCAGGUGCUACCGCCCCACCGCCCACCUCCGCGGCCCCGAGCGCCCAGGGCUCCCCACAGCCCUCCGCUUCCUCGUCAUCUCAGUUCUCUACCUCAGGCGGGCCCUGGGCCCGGGAGCGCAGGGCGGGCGAAGAGCCAGCCCCGGGCCCCAUGACCCCCGCACCCCCGCCCCCACCCCUGCCGCUGCCCCCUGCUCGUUCUGAGUCUGAGGUGCUAGAAGAGAUAAGUCGGGCCUGUGAGACCCUUGUGGAGCGGGUGGGCCGGAGCACCGCAGACCCGGCCGACCCAGUGGACACGGCAGAUCGAGCGGACAGCGGGACUGAGCGACUGCAGCCCCCAGCUCAGGCCAAGGAGGAGAGCGGUGGGGUGGCGGCCGCAGCACGACCAGGGAGCAGCAAGAGGCGGCAGAAGGAGCACCGGCGGCACCGGCGGGCCUGUAAGGACAGUGUGGGUCGGCGGCCCCGGGAGGGCAGGGCCAAGGCCAAGGCCAAGGCCCCCAAAGAAAAGAGCCGCCGAGUGCUGGGGAACCUGGACCUGCAGAGCGAGGAGAUCCAGGGUCGUGAGAAGGCCCGGCCGGAUCUGGGCGGGGCCUCCAAGGCCAAGCCGCCCGUAGCUCCGGGCCCUCCGCCAGCUCCUGCACCCUCUGUCCAGCCCACACCCCCGGCAGCCCCUGUCCCUGGGAAGAAGGCUCGGGAGGAAGCUCCGGGGCCACUGGGUGUCAGCCGGGCUGACAUGCUGAAGCUGCGCUCACUUAGUGAAGGGCCCCCCAAGGAGCUGAAGAUCCGGCUCAUCAAAGUAGAAAGUGGUGACAAGGAGACCUUCAUCGCCUCGGAGGUGGAAGAGCGGAGGCUGCGGAUGGCAGACCUCACCAUCAGCCACUGUGCUGCCGACGUCGUGAGGGCCAGCAAGAAUGCCAAGGUGAAAGGGAAGUUUCGAGAGUCCUACCUUUCCCCUGCCCAGUCUGUGAAACCGAAGAUCAACUCGGAGGAGAAGCUGCCCCGGGAAAAACUGAACCCGCCCACACCCAGCAUCUAUCUGGAGAGUAAACGGGAUGCCUUCUCGCCGGUGCUGCUGCAGUUCUGUACAGACCCUCGAAAUCCCAUCACCGUGAUCCGGGGCCUGGCAGGCUCCCUGCGGCUCAACUUGGGCCUCUUCUCCACCAAGACGCUGGUGGAGGCCAGUGGUGAGCACACGGUGGAGGUGCGCACCCAGGUGCAGCAGCCCUCAGAUGAGAACUGGGACCUGACAGGCACGCGACAGAUCUGGCCCUGCGAGAGCUCCCGUUCCCACACCACCAUUGCCAAGUACGCGCAGUACCAGGCCUCAUCCUUCCAAGAGUCCCUGCAGGAGGAGAAGGAGAGUGAGGACGAGGAGUCCGAGGAGCCGGACAGCACCACGGGAACCCCUCCUAGCAGCGCACCGGAUCCGAAGAACCAUCACAUCAUCAAGUUUGGCACCAACAUCGACCUGUCCGAUGCCAAGCGGUGGAAGCCCCAGCUGCAGGAGCUGCUGAAGCUGCCCGCCUUCAUGCGGGUAACCUCCACGGGCAACAUGCUGAGCCACGUGGGCCACACCAUCCUGGGCAUGAACACAGUGCAGCUGUACAUGAAGGUCCCAGGCAGCCGAACGCCAGGCCAUCAGGAGAACAACAACUUCUGCUCGGUCAACAUCAACAUUGGCCCAGGAGACUGCGAGUGGUUCGCGGUGCACGAGCACUACUGGGAGACCAUCAGCGCUUUCUGCGACCGGCAUGGCGUGGACUACCUGACGGGUUCCUGGUGGCCAAUCCUGGAUGACCUCUAUGCUUCCAACAUCCCUGUGUACCGCUUCGUGCAGCGCCCCGGAGACCUUGUGUGGAUUAAUGCGGGGACCGUGCACUGGGUGCAGGCCACCGGCUGGUGCAACAACAUCGCCUGGAACGUGGGGCCCCUCACCGCCUAUCAGUACCAGCUGGCCCUGGAACGAUACGAGUGGAACGAGGUGAAGAACGUCAAAUCCAUCGUGCCCAUGAUUCACGUGUCCUGGAACGUGGCUCGCACGGUCAAAAUCAGCGACCCCGACUUGUUCAAGAUGAUCAAGUUCUGCCUCCUGCAGUCCAUGAAGCACUGCCAGGUGCAGCGGGAGAGCCUGGUGCGGGCCGGGAAGAAAAUCGCCUACCAGGGCCGGGUCAAGGACGAGCCCGCCUACUACUGCAACGAGUGCGACGUGGAGGUGUUCAACAUCUUGUUCGUGACGAGUGAGAACGGCAGCCGUAACACGUACCUGGUGCACUGCGAGGCUUGUGCGCGGCGCCGCAGCGCAGGCCUGCAGGGCGUGGUGGUGCUGGAGCAGUACCGCACGGAGGAGCUGGCGCAGGCCUACGACGCCUUCACGCUGGUGAGGGCCCGGCGGGGCGGGGACCCGAGGGGGCGCCGGGGCGGGCCGGGCCGGGGGUGGGCGAUCGCGCAUCCUGAGCUCCGCCUGCUCUCUCCCGCAGGCCCCGGCCAGCACGUCGCGAUGAGGCCGGACGCCCCGCCCGCCUGCCCGCCCGCAGGGCGCCGCGGGGCCACCAGCACACGCCUGGGCUGGACCUAGGUCCCGCCUCUGGCCGGGAAGGGGGUCGGGCCCAGCCCUUCCACCCCAUUGGCAGCUCCCCUCACCUAAUUUAUUAAGAAAAAGAAUUUUUUAAAAAACAAAUAUGAGGAAAAAAGGAAAAAAAAUGGGAGACGGGGAAGGGGGCUGGUAGCCCCUCGCCCACCAGCGCCUCCCCUCACCGACUUUGGCCUUUCUAGCAACAGACACAAGGACCAGGCUCCGGCGGCGGCGGGGGUCACAUACGGGUUCCCUCACGCCUGCCAGCCGCCCGCCCGGCGCAGAUGCACGCGGCUCGUGUAUGUACAUAGACGUUACGGCAGCCGAGGUUUUUAAUGAGAUUCUUUGUAUGGGCUUUACCCCUCCCCCAGAACCUCCUUUUUUACUUCCAGUGCUAGCUGUGACCCCUGUACAUGUCUCUUGUUUAUUCACUUGGUUAUGAUUUGUAUUUUCUGGGUUUUUUGUUUGUUUUGGUUUUUAAUUUAUAACAGUCCCACUCACCUCUAUUUAUUCAUUUUUGGGAAAACCCGACCUCCCGCACCCCCAAGCCAUCCCGCCCGCCCCUCCAGGGACCGCCCGCCGCCGGACCCUCCCUGCGCCCCAGUGUGUGUCCGGCCCCGGCCCGUCCGUCUCCGCCCGUCCGCCCGCCCGCGGCUCCAGCCGGGUUCUCAUGGUGCUCAAACCUGCUCCCCUCCCCUACGUCCUGCACUUUCUCGGACCAGUCCCCCACUCCCGACCCGACCCCAACCCCGCCUGAGGGUGAGCGACUCCUGUACUGUAGGGGAAGAAGUGGGAACUGAAAUGGUAUUUUGUAAAAAAAAAAAUAAUAAAUAAAUAAAAUAAAUUUUUAAAGUU
Molecule: messenger RNA, 6009 nt
Organism: Aethalodelphis obliquidens (Pacific white-sided dolphin)
Lineage: Eukaryota; Metazoa; Chordata; Mammalia; Artiodactyla; Delphinidae
Gene: KDM6B
Product: lysine demethylase 6B
Exons: 20
Coding region: 124-5157 (1677 amino acids)
Biological process (GO): heart development; regulation of gene expression
Cellular component (GO): MLL3/4 complex
Molecular function (GO): chromatin DNA binding; protein binding; RNA polymerase II cis-regulatory region sequence-specific DNA binding
Source: RefSeq, a predicted model, not a curated record